GUGAUUGGUGAUAGUGCCAGUGGAGAGGCAACAGGUAUAAGAGGUGAAUGCCCGCCUGGCACCCUUUGGAUUGUGUUGCUCUGCCCCACGUAUGCUGCUACAAACAAACCACACACACACAUCCUCCUCUUGCGUGAGAGAUCGACUCGCCUAUACGUCACACCUCGACAAUCCCCCACCCGAGCGGAGAGAUCUUCACCAGCUUCCACGGACUGGCAACAGCAUGCUCACCAUCGCCAUUACGGAUCGUUCCUUUGGCGUGCGAGCCAAGAGCCAUGCUCAUCAUCGACUGUCCAAUCGAUCCUCGACGGACGACGAAGAAGAAGAGCUGAGCUGCUUCGACAGUCUAUCGCUCAGCAACGCGCUCGAACUCGAAUUGGGCACCGAGCUCGCAUCCCUGCUGCCGGCAUCGAGGGGGUGCACGGCCGCACAAGCGCACGCCUCCGCGACAAACAAGGCAUCAGCUCUGCAAUCCAGACCAUCUCACCUUAGUCUAAAGGGCCUCUCGACGGUGGAAUCUCAGACGCCGAGCAGGACGCCACCGCCUUCUUACGUGUCCAUAAACUCGCCACCUCCCACAUACUUCUGCCAAAUGGCGGACGAGAGGAUGAGGUGCGCGACUGGAGAAGGAGAAGCCUCCAAGCUGCUGCUCGUCGAAGCUUCUUUGGCUGCCGGAUGGUCUGCAAAGGUCAAGAGACGACGCGAGCGCAAACUUUCGAGGACGGAGCCUGCAGACUUGCAGUCGGCCGCGAUGGUCCGAUCGACGGUGAACGGCACCGCACACACAUCCGAGGCGCAGGACUGCGCGCAGAGCGACGCAUGCUCCAACCAAAGACCUCGUAACGACGCAGCAGCAACAGCAGCAGCAGCAGCACCGCCAACCGCGGUGAACGCGCGCGCAACCGGUUCAUCACCGUCUCCGACCGACGCGGCUUGCAUGCCCUUCGAUGCGUCGCCGACGAGUUCGCUCAAGCGCACCUCGAGCACGUCUAGGUCGAGUGUGCUCAAGCAAGUUCGAUUCGAGGAUGAAGAGAAGAAGAGGCUGUGGAAAGAGUCGAGAAUGGGCAAAGGGUGGAGACUCGGCAGCCCGACGACCGUUCUUCUUGGUUUGGCUUCGCAAACGGCGUAAAAUAGGAUCUUGAUCGGCGUGGCCGAUGCCUGCCACCGCUUGUUGGGAAAAAAGGCCGACCUUUCAUGCGCUUCCCUUGUAGAAUCUUUCUCGUCACCCUUGGUCACCUUUUGCCUUUGAAUGUAUCAUAUCCAAACGUCAGCCCCCACCUCUUGCUUCGAGCGCGAUGUCAUUCCCCCCCAAACUCGAUCUCCAUUUUCUGCGAGAUUCGUGCGCUUGAUGGGCUUGGCGUGGCUUGAACACCAUUACGCUCCUUGAUCUCGUCGUCGAAGGGCGCAUCUUGCUGCUCGAACGCGGCGUCAUUUGAAAGCGAAUGAAUGCACUCAUCCCGCACACCAGGAAGAGGUUACUCGUGACGUGACUGUUGCAGUCGCGAGAGUCG
Molecule: messenger RNA, 1511 nt
Organism: Ceraceosorus guamensis
Lineage: Eukaryota; Fungi; Basidiomycota; Exobasidiomycetes; Ceraceosorales; Ceraceosoraceae
Exons: 1
Coding region: 92-1129 (345 amino acids)
Source: RefSeq, a predicted model, not a curated record